Molecule: messenger RNA, 738 nt
Organism: Westerdykella ornata
Lineage: Eukaryota; Fungi; Ascomycota; Dothideomycetes; Pleosporales; Sporormiaceae
Exons: 3
Coding region: 97-504 (135 amino acids)
Biological process (GO): microtubule-based movement
Cellular component (GO): cytoplasm; cytoplasmic dynein complex
Molecular function (GO): dynein intermediate chain binding
Source: RefSeq, a predicted model, not a curated record
UUUCGGAGAGUCGCGGCUUGUCUUGGCAAUCCACUUCACCUCGUAAACACCAGACGCGUUCAACUCCCCGGACCUCACGUCAAGGAAAUUGCUGCCAUGGCGCAAAACACAUUUGAAGAGACUCUGUCGCAUCUUACCCGGCUGAGCCAGAAGCCAGGCGUACAAAGCACUCUCAUACUCUCCCGCGAUACCGGUGCCAUUCUGCGGACGACCGGCUUGAUCUCCAAAAGCUCAUCCGCGAACCCAAACAGCACCUUGCCGGCCUCUGCCGAAACCUCGUCAGACUCGUACACUAAUGGCCGCAAGGAAGGCGGCUUGCAGAGCGCCGAAGACGUUGCAAGCAUGGUCUGGGCAUUCUUAGGCGCAGCGGGAAACCUAGUGGAGAAUCUGGACAGGGAGGACGAGGUGAAACUACUCACAUUGCGUAUGAGGAAAAACGAACUGGUCAUUCUGCCGGCUCCCAAGUUCAUCAUGGUGAUGAUACACGACACGCCGCCAGCAUAAGCGAAUCCAUCAACUAUUAUCAAAUACCGUAUAUUAACGACAAACCCUUUCCAACCUCUACUUCCUCUGCGGCGAUCCGAAGCAUGCCCACUCCUUCAUCGGCGGGCGAAAGCGUUCAAGUACCAAUUAGCCCCGCAAACACCCUGGCCGUCAAGUCCUGGUCGCAAGACUUCCUGUGGUCAGUUCUCUUCCGAGCAUCUGUGGGCCCAGCCUGCUGGUGCUUACUGUACUUGG